Molecule: messenger RNA, 5169 nt
Organism: Didymodactylos carnosus
Lineage: Eukaryota; Metazoa; Rotifera; Eurotatoria; Philodinida; Philodinidae
Source: the annotation of a GenBank genome assembly
AGAGAGUAAAAUGUUCUGUUUAUAUAUCAUUCUGAAGUUAAAUCUAUUCUGAUAUAAAUAAAACAAAAAAAGUAUGCGAAAAAGUUUUAUUACACAAAAUUUAUCCUUGAAUAUGAAACGCAAAACAUUUUUGUAAGUGUUAUUGUUUUAUAAAUAAAACAUUUAUGUAGAAAAACAAAAUAAAAAAAGAGUUUAAGAAGACAAGUUCAAUGGUCCAUUUGCCAUUAUUAUCAUUUUUAUCGUUAUUUAAGAGAAUUUCAUAUACUCAGUUAAAUAAAAAUAAAAAUAAAUAUUUUGAAUAAAAGAUAAUAAUAAUAAUAAUUAUGGUUUAUAAGACAAAAAUGAAGACUAGUAAAAAAUGUGAUAUUGCAUUUAGAAUAAUAAUUACAUUUAUUAUCUACCACUAAAUUAAUCUAAAAAUGAAAUAUCCUAUACACUACUCUAUUUAAUGUCUCUUUUUUUCCAGAAUUAUAUCUAAAAGUUUAAAGAAGAAUAUGACCCAAACAUUUUGAAAAUUAUGGUAUUUUGUCGCAUGUUCGAAUUACUUCUAAUUUUGUUGUUAGUAAUAAUAGAAAGGAAAAGUUCUAUUUUACUUAAUUGCAUUUCAACAAUAGAAACGAAUGGAACUCAUGCAUUUUCCCUCAAAAGAGAGAGAGAGAGAGAGAGAACACAAAAAAACAGUUUAGAUAUAUUUCACCUAUGCAAUCGUUCUAAUUCAAAAAAUAAAAUGAAUAGAUAUAUCUAUCUAUCUAUAGUCAUAGGUGUCAAAUACUAAACAAAAUUUAUUUUAUAAUUUACUGUUUCAAAAUAUUAACAUGUUGUUCAAGUGAACUUUUUGACUUUUAUUGAUUUUAUGACAAAAUGACCUAAAUUGAUAAUUUUAAUAUAUUUAUAUUUAUAAUAACUAAUUUUUAUUAACUGACAACAAUUUUGAUGAAUGUUUUUCAUGUGGUUUUUCUUUCUUAAGUGUAUUUAUUGAAUGGUACUCAUGCACCAUAUAAAGAUAAAUAAAUUGGCAUCCUUUAAUAGUCGAUCGAUGAUUUACUCUCUCUUUCUCUCUUUCUCCAUAUAUUUAUAUAUAUAUAUAUAUACUAUAGAAAAGACCUGAUCUCUCUUGCAAUGUUCAUAUGUGUGCGUGUGUGUGUGUGUUCAAACGAUUAUAUCUUAGAGUGUUAAGAAGAAUAUGUCUCCUCUAAUAAUUAAAGACAUACAUCUAGAUCUAAUCUGCUUCUCGUCUUUUUUCUUUUCGCUCUCUUUUUAAAUAUGUCUUGUGUUUGAAAAUAGUUUUUGUCAUCUAUUUGUAUAAAAAAAUAAAAAGAAAGUAGAAAACACGAUGACAAUAACAUUUCUCUAGUGUCAUUUAGAAAUGCAAGUAAAAAUAUGAUUUUUCCUUUUUUUUAUUUUUUAUUUUAUCUUAUAUAUAUGAGGAUGAUGAUGAAAAAAUUCUAGAGGGUUAAAACCUACCAUAGAAUCAAUUUAACGCCAGCUUUUGGAAAACGUUUGAUGAAUAAAAAAAGUAGACUUAAGUUGACUUAAAUAAAUGAUGAAAUUAAUUUUAAAACGGAUUAAACAUGUUUCAUAUUUAUAAAAAUUGAAAUCCAUCCAUAUCCAUUUAUUCUUCUUAAAUAGGAAGGAAUUAGAAAAUAAACUGGAUAGAAAGAUUAUAAGAAAGAUAAUCUUAAUAUAUAUUUUCUUUUUAUUAAAAUAAUUGACAACAUAUGUCUUUUAUUUUAUUAUGUUUUUUUUCCAUUUACUAUAAAUUGAUAUUUAGAUUGAAAUAUAAAAAAAAAAAAAAAAAAAAAAAACAAAAAAAAAAGUUAAAAAAAAAUAUUUAUUUAAAAAAACGGAAUUUAAUAAUUAUUAGGCAAACAAUAAAAAAAAAUGUUUAAAAAAUAUUUUUUUUUUAUUAAAAAAAUUUCCAAAAAAUUUGUUUUAUUUUUUUAUUUUUUUUUUCAAUUUAAAAUAAAUUUUUAUUUUUUUUUAAAAAUAAAAAAAAAAAAAAAAAAAAAAUUCCAAAAAUCUAGGUAAUACUCAAUAUUUAUUAGAUAAAACCGUAUUUUCUCAUUCUUAUUCCAACGAUACAUAAUAAAGUGUCAAUACAUUUUUUUUUUAUCUCGAUAUAUUUUUUGUUUUCUUCCGUUUAUAUGAAAAUAUGUUUCGACAACCGUUGUUACAAAUUGGCCAUUCAAACAAUAAUCGUCUUAAUUUUCACCUUUAGAAACUCUCUUUGAUUAAGUUAUUCUUCAAUUAACCAUCUGUUGAAAUGUAUAAUAUAUAUAUAUUAAACGAGAUUCCAUCGUAAAUGAUUGUUUUCUUGUAUAUGUAUUUCUCUCUUUUUUUUUUUUCUUUUUCUUGAAGAUGUUAAUAGAAAUGCAACAGAACAUAAGACAUACUAAAAAAAAAGAGAAAAUAGGAAUGUUCUUUUCUUUUCCCCGUUGUUCUUCUUGUUGUUUUGUGAUGAUUGUUUUAUUGACGAAGAUAUAUUCGUUAAUGAUUCGAAGAAAUAGAUGACAUAUAUAGAUCUAUGUUCAUAGGAAAAACAAAUGAAUGAAGGAAAUAAGGUCUUCUUAAAGUAGCAACAAAAAAAUAUAGAUGAGAGAGAAAGAUCUAACAAAGCAAUCAAAAACACUUAGAAGAAAAUAAAGACAUAUAAAUAAUAAUCUUUUUUCUUUUUUUUUUUUCUAACUAUUUCUAACAUAUAGAGAAAAGAAAGAUAAAAUAAAAGAACUUUGUUUUCAAAAAAAAAAAAAAAAAAAAACAUACAAUGACACAUCUUUUUUUCCUAUAUGAAAUAGUUGAUGUUCUACUUUAUUCAUCAUCAUUAUCUUCAAAAAAGGUAAAUUGUUCUCUAUGAUGUUUCCUGUGUUCAAAAAUUAAAAUGACAAAAUAUUUUCAUCACUAAAAUCAUCUAGUUUGAUGGUAAGAUUUGAUCAUAACAAUCAUAAUAUACAACAAGAGUGUCAGAUUUAUCCAUUUCUGUCAUUUUUUAUUAAAAUACUAUUUUUGUUAAUAACUAAAUUAGAGAUUCUUUUUUUGUUUUAAUAUUCACUUUAUUAUUAUUAUUAUUAUUAUUAUUUUUCUUUUUUUAAAUACAAAAUUCUGCCCGUUUUAUUUUAAUAAAAAUACGUGAUUUUAUACACAUAUAUACACUGAUUCAUAGUGUUAGUCAGUUACAAUUUGAACAUUUCAUUUAGAUUAUAAUUUUAAAAGUGAGUUUAAUUGAAUGGACAAGUGAAUAAAAUAUUUCUAAUAUAUAUAUCUUAAAUGAAGGAUAUAUAUUUAUCUUUAUUUGUGAAAAAUAUUUCUUUUAAUUAUAAUGGUUCUAAUUGGAUAUACAAGUAUUUUAAACAAAAUUGUUGUUCCCUAUUCUCAGAUGAUAUAUACAUUCUACUUGAAACAUAUUACCCUAAAGAUAUAUAUAUAUAAUGGAGAGACAGUGUCACACUAUUAUGUGUUAAUAGAAGUCACAACUUGUAGAACAGAUGUGAUUAAUCAUGAGUGUAUAUGUAUGUGUUUUCAUUGCCUUAACAAUAAUCGUUUUUCUAUUGAUAAAAGAGAAGAGAAAGAAAUAAUUCACAUGAUAUCUGUUUAUUAGUUAUUAUUAUUAUUAUUAUUAUUGUUAUACGCUUUUUAUUUAGACAAAAUUUAGAUCUUAUUAAAGAAUUAAACGACAAAGUGGCGGAAGGACGCACAUUGGGGAAUAUCGGAAAUGUUAAUUAUUUACUACAGGAUUACACAACGUCCAUUGAUUAUCUUGAAAAACGUUUAAUAAUUGCCAAAGAAUGUCAUGAUGUACCCGGUCAACGACGAGCACAUGGAAAUUUAGGAAAUGCUUAUUUAUAUUUGGAUAAUUGUGAUAAAGCUUUACAUCAUUAUAGGUUUAUAUUGAAUAAAUAUUUUUUUUUUCUUCUUGUUUGUUUAAAAGAUCUAUGUAUUAUUUAUAGAGAAGCAUUAACUAAUGGUGAACUAAUGAAUGAUACAACAUUUAUAGCUCGUACCUAUUUUACAAUUGGACGUAUUUAUGCAUUAAAACAAGAUUAUGAUACAUCAAUUUAUUUUCAUGAAAAACAUUUAAAUUUAGCUUGUCAAUUAAAUGAUUCAGUUGGACAAUGUAGAGCUUACUUAAUUUUAAGUCAAUUAUAUAAAAAAAUUGAACAAAAUGAGAAAGCAAAUAAAUAUGAAAGUUUACAUCGAGCAUUAGCAAAAGAGAUUGGUGAAACUGCAAUUUGUUCGAUAAAUGAUGAAGAAUGGCAUCGUUAUUCAACGGGAUCCAAAGAUCAAAUUCCAUUACAAAAUAUGUCGAUGGGUAAACGAUUACACUUGAAUGCAUCGACUAUGCAAACAUCAGAAAAUACUCCCGUUAAAAAUUUGCGUACGGAUUCGAUAAGUAUUGUCAUGGCAGAUAAUCCAAAUGAAAAUGAUGAACAACAUUCUUUUUAUCAGAACAAUCAUAAUCAUCAUGAUCUUAGAUCAUUUGCUGGUACACAUUUGUUAGAUGAAAAAAAAAUGCCAAUACAAAAAUAUUCAGCUAGUUUAAAAACAACAAAUUUUUCAAAAAAAUCACCAAUUUUAUCCAGAAAAGAGUCAUUACCAGCUAGACAUGAUGAAUUGGUUGACCUUGUUUGUCGAAUGCAAAAGACACGUUUUGAAGAUCAACGUUGUCAUUUUAAGAAUAAUGAAUCUGAAUUAGAUACACGUGAACAUAGACCAAGUGCACAAUUAGAAGAGAUUCUCAAUACUGUGGAUCGUCUACAACAAUCUCGUUUAGAUGAUCAACGAACAACAUUGCCUAUUAAUAAUCGAAACGAUCAUGAUAUUGAAAAUAAACAUGGACAAACAAUUAUGAAUAUGACAAGUAAUAGUUAUAAACAUGAACAAGAAAAUGGACCGGAUGAUCAGUUUUUUGAUAUAUUAAUUAAAUGUCAGGAUUCACGUUUUGAUGAUCAACGUGCCACUCUACCAGUGGAUUCAACUCGUCGUUUUUCAACUAGUCCAUUAUCAUCUACAUCAACAACGACAAUAACUGGUAAAACAUUAUCAUCUACUACAUUACCUGAUGAUGAUUUUUUUUCUCUACUCGAUCGUGUUCAAUCGAGACGUUUAAAUGAACAACGUUCACAUUUACCAUCAUUAACAAUUUCUACUAAACAUACACGUGUAAAACCAUAA